AUGACCAAGUCUCACGCUCCGCCAUCUCGUUCUUCGGAACGCGCUGGGUAAUUAAUGAAAUUUCUUAGGUUUUUCACCUCAUCGAGCAUUUUCAGAAAACCGUUCGAGCCUUAUCAGGUUGUCCAUGCGCCGGGAAAAAAGCGCAAUCAGAACAGCGAUAAACGAGAGAAGACGGUCAAGUCUAAGCAUCGCGGAAAAAGUUCAACGCCGCAAAAAGUUAAAAAAAUCAUUGGCCACAACGUUUUUCUCGUCCACUACGUGGAAUAUGAGUGUAAACUCAAAGACGGAACGAAAACCAAGCUCACCGAAUUUGAGCUCAGAGUACGUUCUGUUUAAAAACAUGUUUUAUUAUUAUUUGUUUUUCAUAAAAUAUGGAUUUCAGAAAUACAAGAAUAUGCUCGAAGAGUACAAAGAGAAAGUCACUGGACAGACGGACUCUUCCGAUACCGGUAAAAAAACUAUUUCGAAGCAUUUUUUAUGUCAAUUUCAGAUUACGCCGUCGAAAAGAUCUUAGCCCAUCGAAUGGUUAACAAAAAGCCACUCUACCUUGUACAGUGGAGGGGAUUCCCAAAUCCAGUGUCUCAUUCGGAAAUGUGGGAAACAGAUUUGGAGGUAAGAGAUGAUGUAUCGAUAAAGUGAAAGUAACUUUCUCAUCUCAGAACUGCAAGGUUCUUCUGGAGGCCUACAAACAAGCGCAUCCAAUGCUAGUGCACACUGCCGCUAAAACGACGUCAACCAAGCAGAGAGGACGUCCAUCGUCUUCUUCAAAGCGUGGUCGCCCUUUGAAAAAGGACUCUCAGGUUUCGUCUUCGGACGAGGACUCUGACCAGCAAGAAGACGAAGAGGAGGAGAAGGUCUCAAAGAAAAAACAAAAAACCUCGAAAAAGGCCGAGUCUUCCGACGAUGAGGAAAAGGAGGAGAAUGUCUCCAAGAAAAAACAAAAAAAGUCGGAGAAGGCCGAGUCUUCUGACGACGAGGAUGAUGAGCCAGCUACUAAGAAGAUCAAGAAGACGUCGAAGGUGACUCCGAAGAGAACGAAGAGAGCCGCUUCUUCUUCUGACGAAUCUUAUGACGAUGACGACGACGACGAAUCACAGGUGAAAAAGAAGAAGAGCACUCCAAAAGGAAAACCGGAGAGAAAGUCCCGUAUCGAAGAUUCUGACGACGGGGAAGAGGAGGACAGCGGUGACGAGAAAGAUGAGGGUAGUGACGACGAGGAAGACGAAGUCGGACCGAGCUCUUCGAAUGGUAUAAUUGGGAGCAUAUCAAACUUUAUCAGAAGCAGUUUUAGGUAAGAACAAGCAAGGAUCCAGACGCUGA
This is a messenger RNA of Caenorhabditis sp. 36 PRJEB53466, 1320 nucleotides long. The record is from the annotation of a GenBank genome assembly. NCBI's taxonomy places the organism in Eukaryota, Metazoa, Nematoda, Chromadorea, Rhabditida, Rhabditidae.